UUGUCGGAUAGAAUGGAUAUGAAAGGUAGAUAUCUGGAGCCAUAGCCACCUUAUAUUUUAAUUAUAAUUUCUUCACCACCCAAAAAACACAAGUCAUUUGGGUGUGUGUAACAGGGGGAGAAGCUGACAAUUAUGGCCAUGGCAACGGCUCUUCGAAGACUUUCCUCUUCUGUUGACAAACCAAUUAAGCGUCUCUAUAAUGGCGGCUCUCUUUACUACAUGUCAUCGUUGCCUAAUGAAGCUGUUUACGAGAAGGAAAAAAAUGGUGUCACGUGGCCAAAGCAACUGAAUGCUCCUCUAGAGGAGGUUGAUCCAGAAAUUGCUGACAUUAUUGAGCUUGAGAAAGCACGCCAGUGGAAGGGACUUGAACUCAUUCCUUCAGAAAAUUUCACUUCUGUGUCUGUAAUGCAAGCUGUUGGAUCUGUUAUGACAAACAAGUACAGUGAAGGAUAUCCUGGGGCUAGAUACUAUGGAGGAAACGAGUAUAUUGACAUGGCGGAAACCUUAUGCCAGAAACGUGCCUUAGAAGCAUUCCGGUUGGAUCCUGCAAAAUGGGGAGGUAAUUGA
Nicotiana tabacum (common tobacco) is the source of this 567-nucleotide messenger RNA. NCBI's taxonomy places the organism in Eukaryota, Viridiplantae, Streptophyta, Magnoliopsida, Solanales, Solanaceae. The record is from RefSeq and is a predicted model, not a curated record.